Messenger RNA from Dermatophagoides farinae (American house dust mite), 1111 nucleotides. The record is from RefSeq and is a predicted model, not a curated record. NCBI's taxonomy places the organism in Eukaryota, Metazoa, Arthropoda, Arachnida, Sarcoptiformes, Pyroglyphidae.
AAUCUAAGUGGUCUAAGGAUCGCGUUAGAUUGGUCCGCAAUUAAGGGUCCUUAUACUCCGGAGUAGCUGAGUUGGUUACAGCGUGGUACUUAUAAUGCAGUAUUACUAACCUUAUCCCUGGAAGUAGGGGGAGGUAGCUAUGCCAAGAUCCGGAGUUCGAGCCUCCGCUUCGGAAUAUGUGGACAUUUCCUUUUUUAUUGAUAAAACUUAUUUCCCUCUGUUACGUCCUAUAUGAACAACAAUGCGGUAACAUCAUUUAUGAACGGCAUAUUGUAUUUUUAUCUUUGAAAAUUAUCUUUGAUGGAUAAAUAAAUUUUAUUUUAUAGAAAAAAUAAAUUUUAAAAAGUCAAUUUUGUUUUAUAUUAAUCCAAAAAUUUUAAUUCAAACGACAUUGCAAUUUCAACGAAAUGUUGUUCAGCUGAAUCACACAUGAUGAGUAAAUAUAAGAAUUGAGCAUUGUGUUUUGCCGUAUUCAAAAUAAUUUCGAGCGCAUUCGAUUUUUUUCAUCUGACAAUUGUAUACAAUUGAAUUGUUUUAAAUCAUGCCGAUUUUAAACCUUGGUGAUGAUGAUGGACCAAAAUUUGUUGGCAUCAAAUUCUGUCAAGAAUGUAACAACAUGCUGUAUCCGAAAGAGGAUAAGGAUUCUCGUGUUUUACUUUAUGCUUGUCGUAAUUGCGAUUUUAAACAAAUGGCCGAAAAUAGUUGUGUAUACGUGAAUCGUAUUAUGCACGAAAUUGAUGAAUUGAGCCGAAUCGUUCCCGAUGUUAUACACGAUCCAACAUUACCACGAACCAAAGAACAUCCAUGUCCAAGUUGUGGCCAUAAAGAAGCAGUAUUUUUUCAAGGACAAUCACGCAGAGCUGAAGAUGAUAUGCGAUUAUAUUAUGUUUGUACUGAACCUAAAUGUACACAUAAAUGGACUGAAUAAUGUUUGAAUUACCAAAAUGAUGCAAAAAUCCUCAUUUUAUUUGUUAAAAGAAAAUCUAGACAAUGAAAUUUUUACCACAAAUUUGUAUUAUUUUAUCAUAUAGCUCAAUAUUGCCUGUAUGGAUAUUGUUGUUGUGACUGAUUGUAAUUAAAUCCAGGAGCAGGUGCUGAUUGAUUCAUUGAA